Molecule: messenger RNA, 3964 nt
Organism: Brassica napus (rape)
Lineage: Eukaryota; Viridiplantae; Streptophyta; Magnoliopsida; Brassicales; Brassicaceae
Product: agamous-like MADS-box protein AGL93
Exons: 1
Coding region: 2587-3507 (306 amino acids)
Molecular function (GO): DNA binding; protein dimerization activity
Source: RefSeq, a predicted model, not a curated record
CACGUUAUCAGUGAUCGAAAAUCAAAAAUAUGAUUUACAGUUACAUACAUUAAAAGCUUACAAGGAUUUUUUUUAAUGGUAGUGUUUAUGGUGCUAAACCCGCGUCUAUUAAAGUAGGAUCACAAGUUCAUAUACUGAAUUAGGAUGGAAAAGACAAGCACAAGUAGAUGAUCCCUGGUGGUGAUAAAGAAGCUGCAAACAGAUAUAAACAAGGACUUAAACACCUCUUUAAUACAUAAAAAAGUUUAAGAAACACAAAUGUGUUAGCAUAGUCCAUAAACUUGAGCCAUGAAUCCUGGGAUGGUCCACAUAAUUACUUAAAUUGAAAAGUAUUCAUAAAUUAUUAUUGUCUUAGAAAAGUUUUGAUAUAGAAUAAUUAAAAUGAAGAUAGUGGGACAUGACGGAAGGAAAUGGUUGUAUAUCAGGGAUCUACUUGUGUUUGUCUUUUCCAUCCUUAUACAUUAAAAUAAAUAAAACACUAAUUUUUUUUUAUCAUCAACUUAAACAAACUUAUACUCACUCUCUAAACAAAAUCUCACAAAAAUAUCUGGAUCAAAGAAAUUUAAAGAGAAAUUUUAAUAAAACCCCAAAAUCAAAUUUUGUUUAGUUUACAAUAUCUCAUGUAGCAAAAUGAUCACCUUUAAUACCAAUCACAUAUCUACAAUAAUCUUGCAAGUAUUAGUUUUUUUUUUAAUUAUUAUUUUUAUUUUGUUUAGAGCAUUUUUAAGUCCACUCCAUUUUUUUACUUUAAAAUAAAGUGAAAUGGAGUAUGUAGUAAAAAAUACUUCAAUUUAACUCCAUAUCUAAUUCUAUAAUGGAGUAAUCUAUUUUAUGUUUGUUCAUUGCUCCAUUAUGGAGUGAGAUUUGGAGUUGGAUUGAAACAAUUUUACUUCAUUUUCUCUUUUACUCUUUUAGAAGAAAAAAAAAUAGAAUUUUACAUUGGAAAUAUUCUUAGAGAAUCAUUAUAACUCUGUUUAAGUUGAUGACAAAAAAAAUAGUUUUUUUAUUUUAAUUUAUAAUUAACAAACAAUCUAUAUAUUAUAAAUUAUAUAAUUAUCAAAACUAUUCAAUUAAUUAGAUCACAAAAUUUGGAAACAAAUAAAAUAAAAAUAAAUCUGAGAAGCUACGAUUAACUAGUUCAAAAAUAAGAUAACAAUAGCAAAUAGAAAGGAGAGAGCAGCAGAAUGGAGAAAAGAAAUCCAAUGAUUGUAACAACCGAGAAACUUAAUUUUCUGAGAAUGAAAAAAAAAAUUCGCAGUUAUUUAAUUUAAUAAACCAACUAGAUUCUGACCCGCCCUUUCGGGAGGGCGGGUAUAUGUUUUUUUUAUAUUUUUUUUGAAAUUUAUGUUUUAUAUUUGUGUACAUUUUAAUCUCUUUUCUAAUAAAAACAUCUCACAUUUUCUGUAUUUCUAAAUUUUACCACUAUUUGAACGCAGUUAAAGAUUUGUUUUGAUGCUGUAAUUUUGAUCUAUUAUACUGUAUCAUGUACAUACGAGUAUAGGCUGUGAUAUGGGGGAUAACUAAUAACAUAAUCAUCUCUAGAUUCUAACCCGCUCUUUUGUAUAUUUUUUGUUUUACAUUUUUUUAGAAAUUUAAUUUUCAUAUUUUUUCUUUGUAAUCAUAUUUGUGUAUUUUAUUGUAAUUACAUUUGUGUAAAAUAUUUUUUUUAAAUGAUUAGUAAGAGGUUUUGAUAAUUGUAUUGAAUUUAUGAUGUUGCAUAACUAUACAAUUGCGCGAUAACCACUUCACACAUUAAUUUUGUACUUUAUUUUUAAAUAGUUAUUUUUUUUAAGAAAGAAAGUAUUGUUACAAUUUUGUUUAGUAAUCAAAUAGCAAUUAAAUAGAUAAAAUUAUAUGUUUUUCAUUAGAUUUUCACGAUUUGAUUUCAUAUAUAAUGAUAAUAACAUUUACAUUUUACUUUUAAAUAUAUUUAUCUAAUUAUAUAAUUGUAACUACUUUUGUAAGCUGAAAACAUAUAGGAAAACCUCUACUUUAACUCCACAAUAAUCGGGACCACUUCUUUCUCACAAUAAUUAAAAACUGUCGAGAACAUUAUUCUAUAGCGGACAUUUGCGUACUGGACUAACACCAAUUACAUCAUAAUUAUACGGUUCAGUUUCAUUUACCCAUUGGACCAAACGUUUAUCAACAGGACAAGAUCCUAAUUUAAUAGUAUUGAUUAAUAAUAAAUUAUGUGUACCGAGUAACCGAGUGGAGAAAUCAAAUCAAGUCUAACACCAAGCAACACUGAUUCGCAAAUUUCUAUCUAUAUCACCGAUUAACGACUGAAAGAAAAGAAAACUUUAUGUAAUUAAUUAUUUUAUUAUUAAAAUGUAUACAACAACGGUAUAAACUUUCAACACAACAACGGUAUAAACUUUCAACGGCUAUAUGAAGUAGUGAAAAAUGGAAAUUACCGAGUAAGAAAAUUGGAAAUUACACUGAUGUAAUUGUUAAAAAAGGAAAUCAACAACGGUAAUCAAAAUCUAUAAAUAUACACAGCCCUAAACCUUCUCUGGUCACGCAACUAAUAAUCACUCACAAUUCUCUUCUCUCUGUAAAACUCUCUAAGCUUUUGUUUUUGCCAUGGAUUCUCUUUCUUCUUCUACUUCGACAAGGAUGAAGAACAACAACAAGCUCUCUGUCAGAAACCAAACCCGUUUCAAGAAAUCAUUCUUGUUGUUAAGAGAGAAGACCAUUCUCAAAAAAGCGUUAGAGCUUUCCAUUCUCUGCGACAACGAUAUUUGUGUGAUACAUUACGACCGUGAAGGAAACCUCGUCAACACUUACCCUGAAGAUCAGUGCCAAGUUAAACACAUUGUCGAGAGGUAUAGGAAUUUGAGGGACGGAGAAAAAAUCAAGAAAAACACAAAUCUUUCACAGUUCUAUAACAAGAAACUCGUUGACGAGAAGAGGAGAUCUCUUACGGACGCAGAGGAACGCAAAAGGUUCACUAAGAAAGUUGGAGAGUUCAAGAGUUCCUUGGAACAUAAGUUACAGAUAGUAAAAGACAGGGUUCGUGACCUUCUUUACUCCCAGGAUCAUCAGACCGAGCCAGAUCAGAGCACUUGUCUUGAUGUUAUGUCCCAACAAAACCACAACUUCCCGACGUCUUCUUCUGGCUUCUUCCCCCAAAAUGACUUAUCUUCUUCACUAAUAGACGAGGAGGAUCCAUUGAUGAACUUUUGUCCGCAGGUAAUUAACAAUCCUGUUUCUGUUCAUCAACAACAAAUAGGAUCAUCAUUAACGAAUCUUCUCAUGAGUGGUGAUGCGUCCGGUUCCUCCAAUGAUCGGAGUAAAUUCUCAAUUUUUCUGUUUAACCAUGAAACCGCUACGUUUACUCCACUUCCCAACUCUGUUUCUUCAAGCUUUGACCAAGGGUUGACUCCGUGUAGCAACAACCUCAUUACGGCUUCACAUGGGGCACAAGGGUUCAACUUUGGGUGCAGCAACAAUCUCAACACACAAGGCUUUAACUUUGGGUGCAACAACAAUCUCUGUACAUGACUGAGCACUUUGGUGAAUGCACUUCAACCUCGUUUAUAUCCUCACAGACACCACAUUGGAACCCUUCUUGAUUAACACAUGGCUUCUGAUUAAUUCAUCCUAUUAAUCAAAAUUGUGUAUUAGUUUUUUUUGCAUUUGUGUAAAUCUCUUAAAAAUUAAGUUCUUAUUCCUAUGUAUACUAUACCUUUUAUCACUGAUUAUUCAUUCGAGUUCCACUUUUAAAGAGUUGUGUGUAUGUCUCUAAACUUUUCUUUUUUUUAUAUUCUAUGUUGUAGUUUGCGAAUUGCGAGUGAGGAAACUAGAAUCAACAUUUGUCUGUUGAUACUAUCAUUAUAGAGCAUUAUCAUAUGAUACUAUCUGUCUAUAGAGCUCAAAAACUCAAUAAUCCAAACGAUUUUUUUUAACCGUGAACUAGAUCUCGAUCCGUGCAACCACGCGGGUUAUUGGUUUUAUUUAU